This is a messenger RNA of Lymnaea stagnalis (great pond snail), 8513 nucleotides long. Lineage: Eukaryota; Metazoa; Mollusca; Gastropoda; Lymnaeidae. The record is from the annotation of a GenBank genome assembly.
GGUUUAUCCAUCUUCCAAACCAACUUCGCUGGAACAGUCCACACGGGCGUCUUCUGCACCAAAACUGUCAUCUCUAGAGGGACACGGUAUGGACCUUUCAAGGGCAAGGUCGUUCACACGAGCGAGACGAAAACACGAGAUGAUAACACAUGCAUGUGGGAGGUAAGGAGAUCAAGAACGACAAUACAAACGAUUGUAUCGAGAGGGUUGCUAAAAAUAGUUAUUUAAUGGAUAAGGAUAAAUUAAUGUGACAUGGACAAAACUAAUAACUUUAUUGGACAUUAUGGUGCGAUUCUAAGAGAGGUUGAACUUUAUUACAGCAUGGCUUAAAGAAAGAUAUAGAUUGACAAAUAGAAUGUGAUUGCGUGAACUAAUUUUUUCUAAAUUUUGGCCAAACCGGUAUAUAAAUUCAAAAGCGGAAAUGGUCCCCUCUAGCUCUGAUUUUAUAAAUGUUUAUGUCUUGGAUAUAAUCUGGCAGUUAAUCAAUCUUUACGAAUGUCCAGAUUUUUCAAGAUGGCAAAUUGAGUCACUUUAUUGAUGGGAGAGUUCAAUCUGGCAGCUGGAUGUCCUAUGUCAACUGUGCCAGAUACGCACAAGAACAGAACCUGAUAGCCGUACAGGUAAUUGAGCUAACAAUUUGUUUUAUAGCACAGUUAGCACACACACAAACACACAAAAAAGGCGAUGCCAGCAAGUUCAGAGGUCAAAGGCAAACAUUUUUCCUUCUAUUUUAUAUUACUAACUUUAUUAAUCCAAAUGUCUCAGUGUUUAUAACUAUGGCUUAACCAGGUGCAAUUUUUUUUUUACACCGGGUUUCGGGGGUAUUUUGAGAAAAUGUCCUGUGGGUCCUAGGAAAAUGUCCUGUGGGUCCUAGGAAAAUGUCCUGUGGGUCCAAGGAAAACAUAGUUUACUUCUCACUUUCUUCAAAAUCCAACGGAAUCUUUUACCCGCGUUUAGACGUCACGCAUGACGGUCGACCUCACGCAACCCCCCCCCCCAUUACUAUUAAUAUAAAACAUGUGGAGUUUUAGGGGAGGGGGGCGGUUUUGAAGAGGCAGCAUGGGAAGAUCCUGAAGCAAAAUAGGUAUCAGAGAUUCUCACUACGAUAAAGGGUCCAAGGAAAACAUAGUUUUCUUCUCACUUUCUUCAAAAUCCAACGGAAUUUUUUACCCCCGGUUAGACGUCCCGCAUGACGGGCGACCCCACGCAACCCCCCCCCCCCCAUUACUAUUAAUAUAAAACAUGUGGAGUUUUAGGGGAGGGGGGCGGUUUUGAAGAGGCAGCAUGGGAAGAUCCUGAAGCAAAAUAGGUAUCAGAGAUUCUCACUACGAUAAAAAUAAACCAUAGUGAAAGGGAAUAUGUUGUUUCUAAUGAGCUAACACGUAUAGUACUGUCUUACGAGCUAACAUGUAUAUAGUACUGUCCCAUGAGCUAACACGUAUAGUACUGUCCCAUGAGCUAACACGUAUAGUACUGUCCCAUGAGCUAAAAUUCAAGUUUUGGCAAAUCCUACAAAUCUUGUUCCCCCACCUGUCCAGAUCGAGGGGGAAAUUUUCUACGAAACCUGCAAAGACAUCCCUCAGGGGACAGAACUUCUCGUCUGGUACGGCGACUGCUACUUACAGUUCAUGGGCGUACCCGUGGCCUUGAAGGAGAUGGCUGAUGGGGGUGCACAGGAAGAGGCAGACAGUGAGUCGUUUUCAUUACAAUUUUUAUAAUGAUUAUUGACAAAUUUUAAGAUUAGGUUAUGGGCGUUAAAUAAAGUAAAAUAAUAGAACAUUUAUACAUAUAUAUAUAUAUAUAUAUAUAUAUAUAUUCUUAAACGGUUCUAAAUUAGUUUUUCUUCAGAAACAAAGCCGUUUCAUCAUGCGGCAUUGUGUUCUUUUUCCCCCAUUCCGUAGCUUUUAUACGUUUGGCCCAAGCCCAUCUACUAUAUAACGCUCAGUGUGACGGCAUUUCCACUAUUUCCUAAGUUAUCCUAAAGAAAAAAAAAAAAAUUCGAUCAAGUUCUAUAGUGUUCCAAGCAGAAAUAAAGAUUAUGAAAAUAUCAAUGGGUAAAAGUUUAUGGAAAGUUAAGUCUAGUUUGAUAGAUUUCUAAACUCUUCUGGGAAUUUCCUCUAUAUCAGUGAGUGUACCAUUUUGAAACGUUUUGAAAAGUUUUCACCCUAUUCAAGAACGUUCGAUUUCUGUAGUGUGUUUUAAGAUUAUACACAUGUCCUUAUUAUGUUGUUAUUAUAUUUCUAUGAUUAUCCAUGAUUGUCUGUGAUUGUCCGUGAAUGUCUGUGAAUGUCUGUGACAGUGUGUGAUUGUCUAUAAUUGUCCUCAAAUGCUAUGAAAUCAGAUUUAAAGACAUUUCUGAAUUUUCUAGAAAGUUCCACAUAACUGUCGGAGGUCCUACAGUGUAUUAAGCUAAUUAUUUCUUUGGUGUUUUUCAGCCGAUUUUAAUGCACAAAUUUUCAAAAUAAAGUUUGUCCGUUAUCCAACCUAAAAUACUCACUGAUCCAAACUAUUGAAGGUUAAAGGUUAAGUUAAUUUUGGCUGCGGUGUCCCCAUAGUGAACCUUUAGAAGGCAACAUCUUUGGAGGACUCUCUCCAAUUUUAAUGGGAUCAAUGUCAAUAUUUAACUUGAAUAUUUCUCUGAAGGAUGUUUCUAGUGCUCCUACCUUACGUAUAACUACAAUGCCCCCCCCCCCCUUUGGAAUGGGGUACCGAAACGGCACAGCUCUGGCUUUGAUGAAUGCCCUUCUCAUUUUAUUUAGCCAUGUUUCAGAAGUUAGAUUUGUCUGUAAAUCUUGGUCUUUGGGGUGCGUGCCGAACUUGAAUAUCAACUGCAACGGGAGGGGCCCCCCAACUUUAAUGUUUACAAGAGUUAUUAUACAUUUGACUUUUUAUAGGAGAGCAUGUAAAGUUUCAAUUGGCACCUUAGCGAAGUGUUUUUGACAGAGCCCUACAUUUACGAUUGGCUGAUGUCGCUUUGGAAGAUGUUUUUUUUUCCAGAAUAGAAAUCUGAGCAAAGCCAGCCAAUAAGCUAAAGUUAUAUGUAAAUAAUAGCACGUAUAUUAUUAUAAAAUGACGUCAUUAAAAUAGCAGAAAUCGAAAGUCAGCAUCAUUAAAUUGAUUUUAAGGGCAAUAAUAUCAUAUGCAUACCAAGGGAGGUGAUUGAAAAUUGAUUUUUUAAAUAAUUGUUUUUUUGCAAAUAUUUUUUGUUGUUGUUUCCCAAGCCUUAACAUAGUUAGUUAUGGAAAUGUUGCUGUUGAGGCUAGCACUUUAUAGUCGAUUAGCCGCGUAGGAUCAUCGUUCAAUCGAUCCAAUCAAUUGUUUACAAACAUGUCUACCUCUCCCAUCAUCCGACACUCUGUUCAGCUAGUGAGGGGUUCAGCUGCGAGAGGUGUGGCAAGGUGUUCGCCUACAAAUAUUACAGGGACAAGCACCUCAAGUACACCAGGUGCGUGGACCAGGGGGACCGGAAGUACCCAUGCCAUUUGUGUUCCAGGUGAGUCCCAAGAAAUAGGUUAAGCGAUCACAACUAUAUACCAAUGGGAUUCAAUGUGUUUUGGUCAUUUAUUGUGAGAUGCCCAUAGCAGGGAGUCCUUUGUUGCUUGCAAUGUGGCAACAUAGGUAGACGCGAAAAUACUUGCGAUUAUAACAAUCAUAAUUGUGGAGUUUGACUCUUCAGUACAUCCGACUCUCGAAAUGACAAAAUGUCAUUUAAACAGUCCAAUGUGUGAUAGCAAGAAUUAUUUAAGUAAAAUACAUGCAUAAUACAUUAUUGCCAAAAGACUUCACAAAGAUAAGGAAAUCCUACCAUAAGACAAUCUGACAUACAUUCUGACCAUAAGUCGACAAUCAAGCUUACAUUCUGACCAAAAGGCUUCUCUGUCAUAAGGGAAACCAACCAAAAGACAAUCUGACAUACAUUCUGACCAUCAGACAAUCUGACUUACAUUCUGACCAUCAGAAAAUCUGACAUUCAUUCUGACCAUCAGACAAUUUGACAUACUUUCUGACCAUAAGACAAUCUGACAUACAUUCUGGCCAUAACACAAUCUCACAUACAUUCUGGCCAUAACACAAUCUGACAUACAUUCUGGCCAUAACACAACCUGACAUACAUUCUGACCAUAACACAAUCUGGCAUACAUUCUGGCCAUAAGAAAAUUUGAUUCAAUUCAUUUAACUGGGACUCUGUAACAGUUAUAGUGACAUCAUGAUGUGUUUAUAGUUACGUCCUUACAUGCUUAUUGUUACGUCAUAAGAUGUCCUCUCACGUCACAGGUCCUUCGAAAAGAGAGAUCGACUCCGGAUUCACAUACUCCACGUCCACGAGAAACACCGACCCCACAAAUGUUUAGUGUGUGCCAAAAGUUUCAGUCAGUCGUCGAGUCUGAACAAACACAUGAGGGUAAACAAAACAUUCUUGAGUCUUAAAAUAAAUCAUGUCUUUGUUGACCCAACACGCACAGCAACAGUUGACCGAAUACAUGAGUCAACAGUUGACCAAAUACACGAGUCAACAGUUGACCGAAUGCAUGACUCAACAGUUGACCGAAUACAUGAGUCAAUAGUUGACCAAAUACAUGAGUCAAUAGUUGAACAAAUACAUGAGUCUAUAGUUGACCGAAUACAUGAGUCAAUAGUUGACCAAAUACAUUAGUCAAUAGUUGACCGAAUACAUGAGUCAAUAGUUGAUCAAAUACAUGAGUCAAUAGUUGACCAAAUACAUGAGUCAAUAGUUGACCAAAUACAUGAGUCAAUAGUUGACCAAAUACAUGAGUCAAUAGUUGACCAAAUACAUGAGUCAACAGUUGACCAAAUACAUGAGUCAAUAGUUGAACAAAUACAUGAGUCAAUAGUUGAACAAAUGCAUGAGUCAACAGUUGACCAAAUACAUGAGUCAACAGUUGACCGAAUACAUGAGUCAAUAGUUGACCAAAUACAUGAGUCAAUAGUUGACCAAAUACAUGAGUCAACAGUUGACCAAAUACAUGAGUCAACAGUUGAACAAAUACAAGAGUCAAUAGUUGACCAAAUACAUGAGUCAACAGUUGACCAAAUACAUGAGUCAACAGUUGAACAAAUAAAUGAGUCAAUAGUUGACCAAAUACAUGAGUCAACAGUUGACCAAAUACAUGAGUAAACAGUUGACCAAAUACAUGAGUCAACAGUUGACCGAAUACAUGAGUAAAUAGUUGACCAAAUACAUGAGUCAAUAGUUGACCAAAUACAUGAGUCAACAGUUGACCAAAUACAUGAGUCAACAUUUGAACAAAUACAUGAGUCAAUAGUUGACCAAAUACAUGAGUCAACAGUUGACCAAAUACACGAGUCAACAGUUGAACAAAUAAAUGUGUCAAUAGUUGACCAAAUACAUGAGUCAACAGUUGACCAAAUACAUGAGUCAACAGUUGAACAAAUACAUGAGUCAACAGUUGAACAAAUACAUGAGUCAAUAGUUGACCAAAUACAUGAGUCAACAUUUGACCAAAUACAUGAGUCAACAGUUGAACAAAUACAUGAGUCAACAGUUGACCAAAUACAUGAGUCAACAGUUGACCAAAUACAUGAGUCAACAGUUGACCAAAUACAUGAGUCAACAGUUGACCAAAUACAUGAGUCAACUGUUGAACAAAUAAAUGAGUCAAUAGUUGACCGAAUACAUAAGUCAACAGUUUCUAGGUUUUAAGAGUUUAAGAGUUAAAAAAUAAAUAAUACAGCUGGGCUCUUUCACUUUGAAUACCCGCGGAUCCACCAACCACUGUUUGAGAACCGCAGCCUUUAAAAUUUCAAGAUUGAGAAUGGAACAGAUUGAGAAGCUUCCAACAUUAUAAGAUUUGCUAUAGAUAUUCGAUGUACAUGAAAUUAACAUAAGACUUUAAAUUCUUACAUUAAAUUAACAUAAGACUUCUUACAUUAAAUUAACAUAAGACUUUAAAUUCUUACAUUAAAUUAAAAUAAGACUUUAUAUUCUUACAUUAAAUUAACAUAAGACUUCUUACAUUAAAUUAACAUAAGACUUCUUACAUUAAAUUAACAUAAGACUUUAAAUUCUUACAUUAAAUUAACAUAAGACUUCUUACAUUAAAUUAACAUAAGACUACUUAUACAUUAACAUAAGACUACUUAAAUUAAAUUAACAUAAGACUACUUACAUUUAAUUAACAUAAUACCACUUACAUUCAAUUAACAUAAGACUUCUUGCAUUAAAUUAGCAUAAGAAUACUUAUAAAUUAACAUAAGACUACUUACAUUUAAUUAACAUAAGACUUCUAACAUUAAAUUAACAUAAGACUUCCUGCAAAGAAUUAGCAUAAGACUACUUAUAAAUUUAACAUUAGACUAUUUACAUUAAAUUAACAUAAGAUUUCUUACAUAAAUUGACAUACGACUACUUAUAAAUUAACAUAAGACUACUUACAUUAAAUUAACAUAAGACUUCUUACAUUAAAUUAACAUAAGACUUCUUACAUUAAAUUAACAUAAAUAUUCUUACAUUAAAUUGACAUAAGACUACUUAUACAUUCACAUAAGACUACUUACAUUAAAUUAACAUAAUACUACUUAUAAAUUAACAUAGAUACUUACUUAGAUUAAAUUAACAAAAGACUUCUUACAUUAAUUUAACAUAAGACUUUAAAUUCUUACAUUAAAUUAACAUAAGACUUCUUACAUUAAAUUAACAUAAGACUUUAAAUUCUUACAUUAAAUUAACAUAAGACUUUAAAUUCUUACAUUAAAUUAACAUAAGACUUUGCACAUUUAAUUAACAUAAGACUUUAAAUUCUUACAUUAAAUUAACAUAAGACUUCUUACAUUAAAUUAACAUAAGACUUUAAAUUCUUACAUUAAAUUAACAUAAGACUUUGUACAUUUAAUUAACAUAAGACUUUAAAUUCUUACAUUAAAUUAACAUAAGACUUCUUACAUUAAAUUAACUUAAGACCACUUAUAAAUUAACACAAGGCUACGUAUAUUAUAUUAUCAUAUGACUUACUACAUGAAAUUAACAUAAGAUUUUGAUUUCCUCUGAACCGUAAUACUAAUUAAAUGACUUUAUAAUUUUGUAAUUUUAAUCUUAAUCAUACCAGUUGAUGCCAUCUUGGCUGUUUACUUAAGACGAUUCUAAUAGCUUGACCCCGCCAACAUUUAUAAUUUACUAAUCAGGCUAUAAAGUUCAACUGACUUCAACAACAUGAUAAUAUUGUGAUAUAGACGUAUAAACUAUACCGCGAGAUGGUGCAUAUUUUAAAAUGUUAAAACUUUUUGUGUGUAAAUAUUGUUCGGCUUAUUUGGCAACAUGCUCUUUGACUCACACUUGACUGCUUCUAUCUGGCCACAGGUCCACAGUGGAGAGCGGCCAUACAAGUGUGUCUAUUGCAACAAAGCAUUUACUGCAUCCAGCAUCCUGAGGACUCACAUCAGACAACAUUCAGGAGAGAAACCUUUCAAGGUAGAGGAGAGGACUUCCAUUUUGAAACGAAAGCAAUUAUAAAUGAAUCGUAAAAAUUAGUUGGAAUUUUGUUGGUGGAGUUGGAUAAGGUGGAGACUGUGGAUUGUGAUAAGGUGGAGACUGUGGAUUGGGAUAAAGUAGAGACUGUGGAUUGUGAUAAGGUGGAGACUGUGGAUUAUGAUAAGGUGGAGACUGGGAAUACGGCCGUUUAAAAAAUUUAAAUUGACAUUUUUUUUUAAUGAGGGUAAAAUCUUGAAUACAGACAAUAAUUCUCAAAAGUUAUGGAGCUGAAAUGGGGGACAGACUAGCAGCACUUUUAGUCUGUCAAAGUUGUUCGAAUCUUUGAUUCACACAUUUUCAAAGUGAUGCAAUGAUUUCUAAGAGAUUUCAAUAUUAAAAUGAUUAUCACACAUAUAAGUAAGGAAUGACAUGUUCCAUGUUUUGCUCUAACAAUACAGCUAAUGCCGUAUGAUAUAAAGCUGUAGGCUUAUAACUCUGAUAGGUCUCUGUGAGCCUGGAAAGGUCUGAGGCCCUGUGAGCAUACAGAGGUCGGGUAAACGAUCCCUAUAAAACUGGCCAAUUGUUCAAACUAUUUUUACACAAAUAAAACAAUUGUAAUACAACCGUAUUAUCUAUUUACACUUAAUUUCGCGAUGAGACAUUGUGAGUGAGACAUGUUGAGUGAAUAGCUUUGCACGUAAACUGAGUUAAUAGAUGUGAAUAUUGUUUUUUUUAAUUUUAUUUUGGUGCAUUUUGAAAUUAAAAAAAAAAAAUCUUUUUUUUUAAAAGUAACAUUUCUUUGAAUCCAACUCAAUCACUUAAACAUGUGUUGAUGAUUGUAACAUGUGUUGAUGAUUGUAACAUGUGUCGAUGAUUGUAACAUGUGUCGAUGAUUGUGUUUCAGUGCAAGCACUGUGGUAAAGCCUUUGCCUCCCACGCCGCCCAUGACAGUCACGUGAGAAGGACUCACGCCAAAGAGAGACCGUGUUCUUGUAAUAUAUGCGGGAAAAGUUUUCAGCAAUCCUACGAGCUCAAGUUCCAUAUGGGCUCUCAUAUGGCGCAAUAG